UUCAAAACACAAGAAAUGGCCAGACGACAAAUUACGCAUGCGCAGUAGUCGGCGCUUUAAAACAAGUCUUGAGGAGGGAACAUGAAGGCAGUUGCAGGUGGACUUCAAUAACAGGCGGAGCUGCUGCCAAGUUCUCACUGCUGCGGUUGAAAUGCACCGCCGGGGCGCCGCAGGAUGAGAGACUGGUCGCCGUGUUCGCCAUGACUCUGAGGUCCACGCUGUUUCCAAACACGGGUUUCAAGCAGGACACGGACUCCACCGACAAGCUUCAUUUCGGGGCCGCCGCGGGCCUCAAGAGGGAGUCCGGCGGCUUUGUCUCCGAUGUCCACAACGCACGCGGGGCGGAGAUCCCGAGCAGAUCCAGGGACUUAAAGCAGCAUUACAUGAGCAGCAAAGUUUCCCUCGCAGCCACGGUUGCAGGAGUAGUUCAAGGAGACAAUAAGACUGUGGGGGCGUUGUCCCCUGUGAGACAAAUGGGGGGUGAGGGAACCCCAGUGAAAGGUAAACCCCUCUCUGCCGACACUAUGGAUAACCCUCAGAUGGCUCUCAACAACAACCCCAAGGAUGCAGGCGCGGAUGAAAGCGUGAAGGGGGUUGUCCCCGGGGUCCUCGGCACGGCAUCCAUUGAACUGUCCGCCGAGGGCAAGUGGAGGAACAUUAGAAAGACGCCUGCCAAUCCCCACACGCAGGCCAACUGCCUCCGGCAGAUCCUCCUCCUCCAACUGGACCUCAUUGAGCAACAGCAACAGCAGCUGCAGUCCAAGGACAAAGAGAUAGAUGAGCUCAAAUCAGACAAGGAGACGCUUCUUGCGCGCAUUGAGCGCAUGGAGCGUCGCCUGCAGCUAACGAAGAAGGACCCGCCACGCGACAAGCGCCUCUUCCAGCCCCUGGAGCCGUGGACCCCCGACAAAGAGGACCUGUGGGAUCUGGAUCCCGAGGAGGGUCCGCAGCCCAACGCAGCCACGUCACUCCUGUUCAGUCGGGGUGGUAAAGGUCAAAAGAGGAAGUCUUGCUUUGGAGAGGCAAAAGUCCAGAAGUCACGAGGCAAAAGCGCCAAGCUCAGCCCCCAGAAAACCGAAAGUCAGCCCGGCUCUCCGAACCAGAGAGAGCUGCGCAGCAAAGAAACCCCCGAGAAGACCCUUCCCAUGAGAUCAGGGUCGGAAAGGGACCUCAUGCUCCCGUGCAAAGAGGAGCCCGGGCUGAGUUACCAGAUCGAAGACCUGCCUUUCAUGUCUACUACAGAGAUGUACCUCUGUUGCUGGAACCAACCUCCUCUUUCGCCUCUGCGUGAGACUUCCCCUAAAAAGGAAGAAGAGGUGGCCAGUGAGUGGACUCCUCAUGUAGUACAUGAUAUGCUGAUUGUUUUUCCUUCAUGGAGAGAAAAUCCCAUCGAGCCUCUGGACGAGGACCCGUCCUUUAUUCCCCCCGAGCCGCUGGAUGACAACGUGUUCUUGAAACGCCACUCGAAGCUGGAGUUGGACGAGAAGAGGAGGAAAAGGUGGGACAUCCAGCGAAUCAGAGAGCAGCGCAUGUUUCAGCGUCUUCAGCAGCGGAUGAACAGAAAGAAGGUCGUCCCGGAAAUGGAGCCGGAGCUCUCGUCCUUCUACCCAGACACUGAAGACGUUGAAACGAUUGUGAUCACUCCCUUCUUGCCCGUGGUUGCAUUCGGCCGGCCGUUGCCCAAAGUCUCACAACAGAACUUCGAGUUGCCCUGGCUGGACGAGCGAAGCCGCUGUCGCAUCGAGGUGCCCAAAAAACACACUCCUCACCGGACGUGUCGGAAGUGAAGCCCGGAGAGAUGUCGCUCCACGCUCUGAUUAGAAAAUGCUAUAUUUGUCUUGCCUGGUGUGUGUGGGGGUGGGAUGGGACAAGGUGGGGGGGGCAUGUUGCUGCGCAAGCCUGCUGUCGCUUUCAGUCUGAAGUCCCUGAGUGUCACCGCUGAUCUCCUGCCGACUAUUAUACAAGCACGGGAGACGGCUCUUGGGUCUCUGGGGGAGAUUGAAAUGCAACCAGAUUAGUCGCGUGUGAGCCGCUUCUGAAGACGCCUCAGCAGUUUAGGGACAGUUACGUGCAUGUUCUGUAACAACGUUUAAAAUGCAUUUUGUAGCAGCUGGAUUUAAAGGGAGGAAGUGGACUCUGUGAUCGUUUAAAAGUCAAGCUGCCGCACAUUAUCGCACUGGUCGUCCUGCCACACUCGUUCCUCACGCCUGCGGGGAGGAACCAUAUCAAACCCAGAGUGUGUCGUGCUGCGUGUUGCCUUUUUUAUUGUUGUUCGCACACAGCCUGAAUUAAAAUGUAUUCGAUGUUUGGUGUGUUUGCGCCACUCGGCAUGAUUUCCUAAUCACCAAACGCCAUUCUAGUUCAAUACAACGCGAGGGGAAACUUCACAAAAAGCACCCGAAUAGUUUUUUUCCGGAAAAGAAUGCAGCGGAUAAUUCGCCGUGGGAAAACCCAGAGUUCAGGUCUAGUGUUUGUUUUUUAAGCGUGAGUUGCAUGAACUCUAUUUAACAGUUUCUAAAAUCAAACAUGCUAGCAUGGCUUCGCCCCUCGAAUGGAGAAGAACCCUCUGCUGCCCAAAAAAAACAUGCAAACUAACGUUGUAAGCAUGGCCGCCUUCUGAUCUAUAAAAGUACACACUCAGAUCUCUGCGGCGCGCUUUCAUGCAGUGAAUAUUAGCAGUCGUGUGUCUGGUCUCACGUUAUCUGACCGUAUAAAAGGCGACCGUUUUAGACGACAAGCUUCGUAGCCAUAGUUCUGUAGAUGUUCAGCAGUUUGCUCUUUGAUGUGCUGCCGGUUAUUCGCUCCCGUCGCGGCUUUUUCCAUUUCUUUAAACGCGCGCGGCUCUCUGCAGCCUCAGCUCUUACACCGCCUGGUGAAAUGCAAAGUUCAGUUUUUAUUUCUUUCAUUUAAUGUACAUAGCUUCCAGAAACAAAUGUACAUAAAACAUGGCUGUUAUUUUUUUAUUAUUUAAUGUUGAGUACAUUCAAUAUUGUUCUAUGAUUGUAUGUUGACAAAUUGACAGUUUUGAAAGUUGCAUUCUUUUGGAAUAAAAUUAACAUCUAUGAUA
Messenger RNA from Gasterosteus aculeatus aculeatus (three-spined stickleback), 3067 nucleotides. It is a transcript of the gene msl1b, whose product is annotated as MSL complex subunit 1b. Lineage: Eukaryota; Metazoa; Chordata; Actinopteri; Perciformes; Gasterosteidae. The record is from RefSeq and is a predicted model, not a curated record. Gene Ontology annotation, molecular function: chromatin binding. Gene Ontology annotation, cellular component: MSL complex.